AUGCCCGAUGCUUUAAAACACUGUCAAUUCACUGAUUUCUUUUCAUCUUCAUCUCCUCACCUCUUGCGCUCGCUCAUAAGGCUUUAUACAGAUAAUCAUACACAAUCUGUUUUUAUGAACUACCGCUACCAAUUGCCAUCACAAUAUAUCCGAUGA
Messenger RNA from Heterobasidion irregulare TC 32-1, 156 nucleotides. RefSeq lists its product as uncharacterized. Lineage: Eukaryota; Fungi; Basidiomycota; Agaricomycetes; Russulales; Bondarzewiaceae. The record is from RefSeq and is a predicted model, not a curated record. Bases 1 to 156 code for a protein of 51 amino acids. The transcript has a single exon.